CAGUGAACAUGCGCGUCCAGCAGCAGGGAUUAUUUCUGUACUCUGCUGUAAACCUGUGAUAUAUAGAGAACAUAAAGCGGCUUGUUUCAGUAAAAAAAAUAUGUCAGGAAAGUCGGAACUGAAAAUCAACUCUCAGUUCGCGCAGAAAUAUGACAAAUACCGACAGAAAGAGGAGCUGCAGAGACUGAAGGAUCGAUACGGAGAUCGAGAUGAUGACAGUGACUCUGAGUCGUCUGAGUCCAGCUCUGAUGACAGCGAAGUGGAACUGGACCCUGAAGUUGAGAGGGAUUUUUACAGAACAUUGUCACUGUUGAAGAAGAAAGACCCCAAGAUCUAUGAGAAAGAUGCCAAGUUCUACACAGAAGAAGCAUCCACCAGUGAUGCGAAGCCUUCAACCUCGAAGAAAGCAGUAAAGCCCAUGUAUCUGAAGGACUAUGAACGUAAAGUGAUACUGGAAAAGGAAGGCAAAUAUGAAGAUGAUGAUGACAGUGAUGACGAGGAAGCUGCCAGGAGAAGAGAGAGAGCAGCCUCUCCGAGCUACAUGCAGGAGCAGAGGGAGCUGAAGGAAAGCUUCCGGAAGUUCAUCCAGGACAGUGAUGAUGAUGAUGAUGCUGCUGACGAAGGCGGUGAGGGAGGAGGAGCAACCCAGCUGCUGACCAGGAGAAUCAAAACACAGGAAGAAAAGGAUAAAGAAGAGGCAGAUUAUGUGGACUGGCUGAAGGGUCAGGCUGAGCUGGAGGGUCCGGAUGAAGUGAAGGACAUGAAAUACUUGAGAGACUACUGGAAUGACCCGGAGCUGGAUGAGAAGGAGUGUUUCCUGAGAGAUUAUGUGCUAAACAAAGGCUACCUGGAUGAAGACGAGGAUGAUGAACGGAUCCCAACCUACGACGAGGUGGUCCAGGAUGAUGUGGAGGAUUCUGAGGAGGAGGGGGAGUCCUUCUUGGAGCGUCAGGAAGACUUUGAGAGAAGCUACAACUUCCGCUUCGAAGAACCCGACUCUCAGCAGGUCAAGACGUAUCCCCGCAACAUCGCCACGUCUGUACGCUCAAAGGAUGACCGCAGAAAACGCAAAAGGGAGGAAAUAAAAGAAAGGAAGCAAAAGGAGAAAGAACAGAAGCAGGAGCAGCUGAAGCAGCUGAAGAACCUGAAGAGAAAUGAGAUCAUGGAGAAGCUGAAGAUGCUCCAGGAGCUGACGGGCAACGAGCAGCUGGCUUUUAGUCAAGCUGACUUGGACGGAGACUUCGAUCCGAAACAACACGACCAGCUAAUGCAGAAAUAUUUUGGAGAUGAGUACUACGGAGAAGAAGAAGGAGAGAAGCCUCAGUUUGAGGACGAUGAUGAACUGGAGGAGCACUGGAACUGGGACACUUGGACAGGAGAGGGGCGAGAGGAGGAGUACGGUGAGGAGGAAGAGGAGUAUGAUGCUGAUGAGCCUCACUGCAACGAUGAAAACUUCAUUAUGGAUGCUGACUUUGACCCCAGCCAGCAAACUGCCUCCAAGAAGAAGAAGAAAAAGGAGAGGAAGAAGAUGAAGAAAGAGGACAUGCCACAGAUGGGCAAAAGGAAGAAGAAGUCUCACUUUGCGGAGGUCAUCACUAAAAACAAGCCUGUAUUUGAUCCUCAGGAGAAGAGCUUUGAGCAGUACCUGGAUGAGUACUAUAAGCUGGACUACGAGGACAUCAUCGAUGAUCUUCCAUGCAGGUUCCGCUACAGGCAGGUUCUGGCCAACGACUUCGGUCUGACCACUGAUGAGAUUUUAAACGCUAACGACGGUGAAUUGAACCGCUGGUCCUCUCUGAAGAAGACGUGCAUGUUCAGAUCUGAGAAAGAAGAGAUGAGUGAUUUAAGGAACUACAAAAUAAAAGCACAGAAUGAAAGGAAGAAGAAAGAAAUCCUGAGCUCUGUUUAUUCUGAAGAAGCUAAAGACCUGACAGAGGCUAAGACCAAGGUGGGGAAGAAGCGAAGGGAUCGUCUGAAGAACGCCGAGAAGCAAGGAACAGGAGCAGAAGAUGACGAAGUCUCCACGAUGGAGUCUGCAGAAGAGAUGCUUGGCCAGUCUCUUCAGGAGGCAGAGGAUGACACGGAGGAGAAGGACGAGGAGUUCCUGAUUCCAAAGAAAAGGAUUAAACAGGAGGAGGUACCCGAGAUUUCUGCAGAGGAGGCAGCAGAUCAGCCGGAUGAAGUGAAAAACAGGACUGAAAGGCCAAAAUGGCCCAAAAAGAACCACAAGCGUUCACAAGGUGGAAGCACCGGGGUGACAAUAGGUGGCCGGGAGUUCAGUAGACAGAGACUGAAGGCUUACGGUCUGAACCCCAAGAGACUGUACUUCAGACAGCUGGGCAGACAGAAACGGAAAGCACAGGAGAGGAAAGAAAAGCAGAAAAACAAGGAGUGAUGAUGCCUGUCACUGAUCCUCUCUGAUUACUGGCAACAGUACAGUGUUUUUUCUUUUUCUUUUAAUGGUCCAAGAGUUAAACAGAAUGGAUGGUUCACUUUUGUCCUCCAUAUUGACUUUUUGAUUUUAAAAUAAAGCACAUGAAUUAGAUAUUAUUGAAUAUUGGUUACAGUUUGCUUUUAAUAGCCCUCGUAUAGCAUAUUUGUGUGGCACAUUUCAAAGUGCAAAUUGUGACCUAAGAUGAGGGUAAAAUUUUACAUCUUUUGAUACUGUGGCAUUUCUGACAGUUUGUACAAUAAAGAUGCUUAUAUUCACAUGUUAAAA
This is a messenger RNA of Amphiprion ocellaris (clown anemonefish), 2719 nucleotides long. It is a transcript of the gene kri1, whose product is annotated as KRI1 homolog. Gene Ontology annotation, cellular component: 90S preribosome; nucleolus. The record is from RefSeq and is a predicted model, not a curated record. Bases 101 to 2395 code for a protein of 764 amino acids. Lineage: Eukaryota; Metazoa; Chordata; Actinopteri; Pomacentridae. Gene Ontology annotation, biological process: endonucleolytic cleavage in ITS1 to separate SSU-rRNA from 5.8S rRNA and LSU-rRNA from tricistronic rRNA transcript (SSU-rRNA, 5.8S rRNA, LSU-rRNA). The transcript has 18 exons.